Molecule: messenger RNA, 1230 nt
Organism: Momordica charantia (bitter melon)
Lineage: Eukaryota; Viridiplantae; Streptophyta; Magnoliopsida; Cucurbitales; Cucurbitaceae
Product: epoxide hydrolase 3
Molecular function (GO): catalytic activity
Source: RefSeq, a predicted model, not a curated record
UCUCUUAAAUCGAGGGGUGAUAUCACGAAAGAAGAUACUGUGUUCAAAUCCGGGUAGGUGAAUGUUUUACGAAAUUCGACUCGAGUAGAGAGCAAGGGAAAGAGAAAGUGAAAAGGAAAAGAAGAUAGAGGCGCGGCGCGGGGCGAUGGAGGCGAUCGAGCAUCAGAUGAUAAACACGAAUGGCAUCAAAAUGCAUGUUGCGUCCAUAGGCACAGGCCCUGUGGUUCUUCUCCUCCAUGGCUUCCCGGAGCUGUGGUACUCGUGGCGGCACCACCUCCUGUACCUCUCCUCCGUAGGUUACCGGGCCAUUGCGCCGGACCUCCGCGGCUACGGCGACACCGACUCCCCGCCCUCUCCCGAGUCUUACACCGCCUUCCAUCUCGUCGGCGACUUAGUCGGCGUCUUGGACGAGCUCGGAAUCGACAAGGUCUACCUGGUCGGCCACGACUGGGGAGCCUACGUGGCCUGGUACUUCUCCCUCUUCAGGCCCGACAGGAUCAAGGCCUUGGUCGCUCUCAGCGUCGAGUUCUUCCCCAGAAAUCCCAAAAUUUCUCUCAUCGAGUCUUACAGAGCGGCCUACGGUGAUGAUUUCUACAUGUGCAAGUUUAAGAUUCCAGGAUUGGUAGAGCAAGUUUUUGGGUACAUGGACCCUGCGGAGCUGUUCAAGGGAAUAUUCUCUAAUAGAAGCACAAAUCCUUUAUUCAUGCACGAACAGAAUAACGCCGCCAAACUCCCUUCUUGGCUGACCGAACAAGAUAUCAACUAUUAUGCUGACAAAUAUAAACGCAAAGGCUUCACUGGUCCACUCAACUACUAUCGCGCUUUCGACCGAAGCUGGGAGCUGACGGCGCCAUGGACGGGAGCACAGAUCCAGGUGCCUGCGAAGUUCAUCGUGGGGGAUUCAGAUCUAACUUACCAUUUCAAAGGGGCCAAGGAAUACAUCCACAAGGGGGGGUUCAAAAGGGACGUGCCAUUUCUGGAGGAAGCAGUGGUGAUGGAAGAUACUUGUCACUUCAUCAACCAAGAAAGGGUCCAUGAAACCUGUGCUCACAUCCAUGACUUCAUUAAGAAAUUCUGAAACUCCCAAUUUCUGUUGGGACUUUUAAUUCUACUUUUGAUUACUCUUUUUUUAAUUUACUAUGGCUUGGAAUUCGUGUUCAAACAGUGGCCGGCCGAUCCGGUUCGGUAACUUUCUUUAAAAUUCAAUAAAGAUAGUUUAUCAGUACCCAA